This is a messenger RNA of Pseudozyma hubeiensis SY62, 2730 nucleotides long. RefSeq names its product zinc metalloprotease. The record is from RefSeq and is a predicted model, not a curated record. Bases 1 to 2730 code for a protein of 909 amino acids. The transcript has a single exon. Lineage: Eukaryota; Fungi; Basidiomycota; Ustilaginomycetes; Ustilaginales; Ustilaginaceae. Gene Ontology annotation, molecular function: metalloendopeptidase activity. Gene Ontology annotation, biological process: proteolysis.
AUGCAGUGCUUCGCGGCGCAUCGAUGGCUCGCGACUUUGCUGCUCGCCUUCUUCUUUGCGGCGAAUCCCGUCACGGCGCGGAGCAGCCGAAGUGGACCGUUGCAACGCAUAGGCAGAACAAGCAAUGUGAAGGUGGAGCACAUCCCACGCACUACGUCUCCGCACCUUGGAGCAAGGGGCGACUCCAUGUCUCCAAUUCGUCUCAGCUUCCGUGCAUUCCAGCAAGAAUUUCACCUCCAUCUGCAACCCAACGAACACAUUCUGCAUCCUGAUGGCACACUCGUUCGAUACUAUGGCCUGAACGAGACCACAGGGCAAAGCUACGUCACUUCUACAGAGACGCUCUACCCCGGCGAUGUACCCGCCUACCAUGGUGUCGUCGUCCAUGCUUCCCAUUCGCGUCGCCGUCUCGAAGAAGAUCGAGUCGGUGUCGCUCGCGACAUGUACAACGACCGCGAUCUCGGCGUCGUAGGUCGCGCAGCCAUCAUGCUGCACGACGACGGCUCACUGUCUGGCGUUCCGUCCUUUUCGGGAAGCUUCGACUGGCUUGGCAACGUCCACCACAUCGACACGCCUCGUACCUACAUGUCGAAGCGUCAACUGGAUGACCCGCGGCUCGAGUCGCGUUCCUUGGCAUUAACCAACAUGGUCGUUCAUCGAGAUUCCGACAUCACCCUCGAGCCGAGGGACGAUUCAUCAGCGGCCAACUUCACCGCUUCCAUGGCCUGCAACUCGGACGGGCAUGACUUCAACACUCACAACCGAUUGGUGUUGAGCCAAGACAACAACGACGACUCGAGUCGCUCCGUUUACUCCUUCUUCAAGGUGCCAACCCCAGCCCGCCUCUCUCGCCGCGACCUGUUCGCCGGAUGGAACGAUCUUUUCGCCAGAUCUAUCCAGGACGACGUGGUCGAAUCUCCUCGAGCUUCUCCGGACGCUUUCGUCUACCGCCAAGACUUCGAUGACUACCUUGAGCCCACCUUCCGCAGGAGGCAAGCCACAGGCAACGACGUUGGUAACGGCGGCAACCAGACCAACAGCUUCGAGAACGUCAUCGGUAACACCGCAGGCUGUCCAAGGAGCGCUCGUGUGGUCUACGCUGGCGUCGCCUCGGACUGCGCUUACACAGAGCGUAUCGGUACGCAGGACGACACUCGACGCGAGAUCCUCAGCAACAUGAACUCGGUCUCGAAUCUCUACCGAUCCUCAUUCAACGUUUCGAUCGGCGUCGUCGAGCUCGACGUGCGCUCAGCGAGCUGCCCCAGCAGCGCUUCGCAGGAUGCGCCCUGGAACCUCGGCUGUGGCACUGUCACUAUCGAUGAGCGUCUCAGCGACUUUUCGCAGUGGCGGUCGCAGCAACCUGGCAACGGCAUCGGCCUCUGGCACCUCAUGACCGCCUGCUACUCUGGCACCGAGACCGGCAGGGAGAUUGGCGUCGCUUGGCUUGGCACCUUGUGCAUGACCGACGCAUCCAGCAGCCGCGGUCAGACUGUUAGUGGAACUGGUGUCAGCUCGCUCACCCCACGGCAGUGGCAGGUCAUGGCACACGAGAUGGGUCACAAUUUUGGCGCCAUCCAUGACUGCACCAACGGCUGCACCAGCAACUCGAACUACGCCGUUCAGAACGGCGGGGCGCCCUGCUGUCCGCUCUCAGCAACGACAUGCAACGCAAAUGCCCAGUUCAUCAUGAACCCUUCAUCGACGUCGAGCGCCAACAUCCAAAAUUUCAGCCAGUGUUCGGUCGGCAACAUCUGCUCAUUGUUGGGGCAGGGUCUCGAUACAUCGUGCAUUCAGGCGCCUGGUCAGCGCAGCACACUCAGCACGCAGCAGUGCGGAAACGGUAUCCUGGAGCCGGGCGAGGAGUGCGAUGCCGGACCCAACGGAUCGCAGUGCUGCACCAGCCAAUGCAAGCUGGUGUCGGGCGCACAAUGCGAUCCAGCCACGAGUGCUUGCUGUUCUAGCUCGUGUACCUUUGCGCCCUCGACACAGGUAUGCCGCCCCUCUGUCGACGAUCGCUGCGACAGCGCCGAAACGUGUACGGGCACGUCGGCAGAGUGCCCUGCGGAUGUGACCAAGGACGACGGAAGCUCAUGUGGUAGCGGCCUGUCGUGCGCCAACGGUUACUGCACUUCGCGCGAUCUGCAGUGUCAGCAGGCUUCGACCGGCCAGCUCAACUUCCGAUCGGCCUGUUCGGCGUCGAACGCCAACUCGUGCCAGCUAACGUGCCAGAGUCCGAACUCGGCCAAUUCAUGCCUGAUCCUCCAGCAGCCAUUCAUUGACGGUACCAGCUGUGGCUACGGUGGACGUUGCGAGAACGGCGAGUGCAAGUCGGGCUCGUGGCAGAACACAUUCCGCAGCCUUUACACGGACAAUCUGCGCAUCUCGAUCCCCGUCACCAUUGUCGUAGGCAUCAUCGUACUGCUGAUUGUAUUCGCCAUCGUGCGUCGGUGCUGCUGUGGUAGUCGUCGUCAGAGGCCAGCCAGAUCUUCUGGUAGGAGACCUUUCCAGAGGUCCAACGGCGGUGGAAUGAACGGUGCAGCCUACAACAUGCCCAUCCCAGAUGGAACAUCGCAAGGCAGUCAGCGCAGCUCCCAAACCCAGGGAGCGUAUGCUGCGCCUUCGAUGCCGCCGCCACCGAUGCGUCAAAGCUAUCCAAGCUACAGUAACGGAAGUCCACGCCCAAAUGGUUGGAUUGAUCCGACUGCCUACAACGGUCCCAACCGGCACUGA